GAUACCUUGAAAAAUUUUUUGGCGCGGGCUUGGCCGCACUUGCCUGAGAUGCGCACAGGAAUUUUCGUCGCGUGACAUUACCAGCUAGAUACAACAAAGUGUGCUUAUUAACAGAAUCGCUUCAUUCUUUUCGAUAUCUUUAUCCCUACCUAAGCAUGCUUGUUCAAAGAUCAAAGAAAUCCUUUCCUUUCCACUUGUACAUGGACAUGCGUCCACUGAGGACUUUGUGUUGCGCUGUUUGAAACAUAUGCACUCAGCCCCAGGUUUCGGGGAUAACAGAGCUCACAGUCAUGCCACAUAUGAGGGAUCAGGCCCUUGUAACAAUCACAUGCGAGCGAUCGUCGACUUCUCUGUCCACAAGUCCCCCAUCGGGGCAAGCUCUGUCCUACCUCCAGGAACUCACUUCCAAUUCACUCUCUUCGUUCGUCUGGUCGUCCGUCACCCGUGCCAGAGAUGCUGUUUACAGGCUUAGGGCUAAGCCAGGAAAUGCGGAGGAGAUGCGAAUUAAGGAAAGAAAACGUAUCCUCUCUAUAAGGCUUCAAGAUGCUACAACGCUCCACGAUUGGUUGGACAUUGCGAGUGAACUUGAUGAACUUGAUGGCAACAAUGAAUGGAAGGCGACUUUUGAAUGUGACGAAUAUAAUCCAUCACUAGUUCAACGAAGACUACAUCAGCUCGAGAAGGCCCGGCGUAGCUGUGAUGCAGCGGCUAUGACCCAUAUUAUCCGCACUUCCCUAAGCCGUGAUCUUGGAGGCAUGACCAAUAGCGACAUGUAUAACCACUCGCGAAUCGGGACGAAGAACCUGGUAGAUCAGUAUAUCACGACCGCUGCCGAAACCCUAUCGACUUUGCUGGAUGUGUCGCGAAAAUACGAUUUCGAUGGCUCCGAGUCGAGAUACCUGCUGGAACAGCUCCUUGCCGCUCGGCAAGCGUUUGGCCGAAGUGCACUUCUACUUUCAGGAGGCGCUACUUUUGGCAUGAACCAUAUUGGUGUUGCGAAGGCGCUUUGGGAGACACGAUUAUUGCCACGCAUUAUCUCCGGUUCCUCUGCGGGUAGCAUUGUUAGUGCUGUUCUGGGUGUCUAUACGGACGAGGAAAUGCCUGAGAUCCUUUCAAACUUUGGAUGUGGCGACUUUUCUGUAUUCAGUGACGAGGACGACAGGCUGCAAGUCUUUCAACGAUUGAUGAGGUUUCUUAAACACGGCUCAUUUUAUGACAUUGCCCACCUGACCCGAGUGAUGAGGGAUUUGCUAGGCGAUGUGACUUUCCAGGAGGCAUACUAUAGGACAAGGAGGAUUUUGAACAUUGGCGUCUCCAACGCUGGCAUUUACGAGUUGCCAAGGUUGCUGAACUACAUCACCGCCCCGAACGUUUUGAUUUGGUCCGCAGUAGCCACAUCAUGUUCUGUUCCGCUAAUAUUUUCGUCGUCAUCCUUGAAGGCGAAGGACCCAAUCACUGGAGAGAUAACGGAGUGGCACGAUGCGCCUCAUCGGUGGAUCGACGGCUCGGUCGACCAUGAUUUGCCAAUGACGCGCUUAUCAGAAAUGUUCAACGUCAACCAUUUCAUUGUUUCCCAGGUCAAUCCACACGUUGUCCCUUUUAUUCCACAGGAGGAGACCUUCUUUCUCAGCGAUGUCGUGGAAAAGCAGUUGGAGUCAAGUUGGAUGAAGUAUCUUACAAGGGUGGCAAGAGAGGAGGCGUUGCAUCGAAUGCACAUUCUUUCUGAGAUCGGGGUGUUCCCUAACAUCCUAAAAAAACUCAGAUCUAUUAUGAGCCAAAGAUAUCACGGAGAUAUCAAUAUCCUUCCUCGGAUACCGUAUGACGUAUUCCCGAGCAUCCUAAGAAAUCCUACCUCGGAAUUCAUGGUCCAGGCCUGCCUCUCUGGUGAAAGGGCGACUUGGCCCAAGCUGGGUAGGAUAAGAAAUCACUGCGCAGUUGAGCUUGCCUUAGACUCUGCUGUCCAAACCAUGCGAGCCAGAGUUAUUUUCCGUGUUGAUCAUGUUGAUCCGCUAGUACGCACAGUAAUUGCGCGGACCCCAGAUCGCUCCGCGCUUCAUCAACGAAGAAUCCGUGCUCAACGGAGCAGUUCGUUCGACGCAGAGGCUGGCGAAGUCUCACAGAAUAAUAGACUGCCCAAUCAUAAACUCCGCAAAUCACGAAGUUCCGCAUCGCAUGAGAAUAUUGGCUUCGAUGCCACCUAUUCACGGAUGCCCACAGAAAGGGUCGGCGUUCAACUGCAAAGGCCGAUGUUGUCGAAGAUAUCUGCGGCCCAGAAAGCUAACAUUAGGAUCCCUUCUACUCUUGGGUUAGAGCCGGACGAUGGCCAGUUGGACGUUGAACUACCUCAGAAUUUUCGACUCCCCGAACCUAUUUUACCAAAUGAAACCCCAUAUUCGAAUAUGUCAGAGUGGGCCAGUGCUAGUAGGGCGCAAAGUCCAGCUCGGUCACGUCGCCCUUCCAAUCCGCAUGUUCCAGCCACUAUGCCAACUCCGUCAUCGGUUGCGGCUACAGCGGUCCUGUCUGCAGCCGCACUACCCGCGCUCAUCAUGAGAUCUGGAUCGGUGACUGGCCCACCGUCUCCUACUGAACAACACCGACGCCCGUUUCAUCCAUCGUAAGAUUCGAGCUACUAAUGAUAUAGCGGCGGUACUCCGUAGUGCCAAUCUGCUUCGGUUUGUGCUUGGACCGGUAUUAAAGUCACUGGACAAGCACUUGUAUUCCCAUAUCGUUUAAGUUUUUGUUGUUUCCUUGCCUCCAUGGAUAUCUCUGUAGUAACAAGUUGGGGAUUCCGGUGGCCUCACGGGAAAGUCCAAGCCGGAGUGCAUCACAACGAUCUGCCUGCGAAGUACUCCGAAGGAUGAUAACUCUUAUCGCUCCUCAAGAACCCGUCUGCUUGAAAUAACCGCCUCCCUCUUCCGACCAAAGCAUCGUUUGCGGAUUCCUAGUCGUUUGAGACAGACUGGAUAGACACGGGCUAUAGUUGUUUUUUGUAUUUUGGCCAGCUGUAAUGUAUCAUUAGAUGUAUCUGCACCUACCUAGUUAUGCACUCUACAUAAGUAACUUACAUUGCCGCCCUCAGUCGUAUUGACAAGCGCACCUGUUGCUGAAGAUCCCUGAGAGUCUAAAUUUUUUUGGUGUAGAUUAAAGCUCCAACAAGUCACACAAAUGGUGCGUAAAGGGGCAUUAUUGUUAGAUUACAUCAACCUUUUUGCCUUGCAGGGUUGCUCGCAGUUGAACGUACCAGGGCUAUUCCCUCAACUACUAAUGACCUGAUGAAACCACACAAACCGGAUUACUCCGUACCGUUGAACAUUGUGGCCCCUCAAUACACUAGACAUACCAUACUCAGCACAUCAUCUCUACACUCUCUGAUCAUAUUGAAUUUUCAUAGUUUAUGAGACUCUAGCUCAUUCUUACUCUUUCUAAUACUAAUUCCAGUUUUUAAUCCUCUAAUCUACAUCUCUACACUAAGAAACUGAGUGUUGAGAAGAGAAUGAGAAAGAAGAAUCAACAUUGUGUGUAUUAUCUAUCUGGCUAGCAAGGUUCUCUAUAUACAAUGAGAGAUGCAGUAGCCACAGCAACUAUCAAUAUAUUAUGUGUGAGAUGUGUACUCCGUCCAUACCCCACACAAACUGCUCGUAGAGAGAAAUCGUUACUAAUAACGAGGACCGCUGUUCCCUUACAGCCCCCAUCUCGCUCCCACUCGGCCGCUACAUUGAUUCUUUCCCCACCUAACCGUGUAUGAUUCCUUGGCCAUGCAUGCUGUGCUUAAACCUAGACAACUACCCGCCGGGGGCCGAUUGUGGGGUGAGUAAAGGAGGGGAGGGUGACCAGCUCUGCACAACGAUGAUGAGAAAUCAGCUUUGCAAAUGCCGCACUGAUUGAUUGGUGAUCCGAUGAGUACAUGGGGCCGAAGUCGAUCCCUGUGGCAAAUGCUAUUCGGACUGAUUAUUGGCUUCUACAAGUCGAAGUCUAGACUGGGGGAAAGGAGGGGCCAAAGGGAGAGACAGCAGCCAGUUUGUGAAUAAUAAUAGAAUUGAGUGAGUGGAAUGCGAUCUCUGUGGUCCUGGGCAAUGGGCAAAUAGGAAUUACGAUCCUCCCAAUGUUUCCCGCAUUCCUAGUAAAUUACAAUGUCCGCCAGUUGUGCUCGAGAUAAGUCAUCCUUGGAAGGUUAUAAAUUUGAUCUGCACAUUGCGACCUGGCCCCUGUCAUCAGCCCCGGCGGGCGCCGAGUAUUUGGCCCAAAUUUCCCAUUUAAGUGAAUUAAGCUCCAUUUGAGGCCAUUUGAGGAGCGUUAUGUUAUCUACCUUAACUUUGUUCCCUGUCUCCAGGCGUACGUUUCAUGGAUUAUUUUUUAUCGGGAUGCUCGCUAUUAAAACUCCAAUUAGCGUGAUCGUCCCGGGAAGGGCGCGCGCAUCCUGGCGAAAUUGACUGCGCUCUUCGGAGAAACUAUGCCAACGAUGCAAACGUAUAAAACGAAGCGCAAAUCCGGGCCCUUGCGGGUGCAAUCACGAGUGUGACCAACAGGGUGAAGGUUUUCCCCUUAGCAUCCUUGUUGAGGGGUUGAUACAUCCAUGAACGAGGUAUUCCCGGUGGUAGAAGCGGAUUUUUUACCUAGGCGUCUGGAUACUAGGUAGUUCACUGCCAAUGUGAAGUUGGAAGCAAGAAUAAAAGCUUGAUUGCUUAUUUCUUGAGACCAAGCUUUUUCGCAGGGAAUAAUCGGCUGUUUCUUCUCUUUGAGUAAAAUAAAUAUGGGAGCUUUCCUUCAUCUCAUAGGGUUAGCAUGGUCCGAUAUUCUGUUUAUUGAAUUAUUUUUCUUCUUCUUCGCCUUUGCCCCGUGGAGCUAAAACUAGGAGGAUGACGGCGUGGAGAUGCCACAUCAUAUACUUGAAUCUAUGUACGGAGUACUUGUGUACUCCGUAGUAAUACUUGCUUUAAAAUGGUGGGGGCUGGAAGUUUGUGUAAUUCCCAAAUACCAAUAGUCGUGUUUUCUUUUCUGGCCUGUCAAGUUAACUUCGCGGCGGUUGGACUCUCAGGAAGGGAGCAUCAAAUAUGGGCAUCCAAGUUUUCGGUCGCGUUAAUGCCUGCCUUGAUGAUUCUGCUAUCCACCGUACGUGCAUGUAAGCUAGCAGAGUCUUCUAGUAAAAACAGGGGAAUGCUUAUUAAAUUAUUUUCUGUUGCCUCAGGGCAAGGCAUCUAGAUUUGCGAUUGGUGCAUUGCUAAAAUGGUUGUCAAGCGGGCUUGCACAGGAUGCGCGAUUACAUAGGAUGUGCGUUAAAAGUUUCCGUUGGCAAUAAUCAUCAUCGUCCUUUUCCGUUUCUCAUUUUGCUCCAUCUCCCCCUCGGAUCCCAGAUGACCACAGCCAAUCAAUGAGCAGCUGCCCCUCAUUAGAACGACUUCUGAUGGGAAGCUGAGCGGGUUUUUGUUCACACCCGCAGGUAACACACUCGUUAGUUAGCAAGCAAAUUUACUUAUCCGACUGAAUACCGAUGAUUUUGCCUGUAUAGGUGAUGGAUUUCCGCUUUUGUGUUCAUACAUGGCAGCCUGGAGACACAUACGUCCUCUUGUGGGGAAAUCGGGCCACUGUUAAGCGCUGUGCCGCCCGAUCUGAGUAUUAGUGCCGGGAGAUAGCCAAUAAAAAGGCCAUUGUCAAAACUGCGAAGGAGAAGGAUAUCUCGAUGUUGAUCGCGGGUUAAUCGCUUUGGGGGUGUAGCAGGGGUUCCAGAGUUUCUCAGGCCUCCGGAGGUGCAAUAGGAGGUUCAAGAAUAGCAAGGAGAUCCAUCUUGAUGAUAAUAGAAUGAGUAUAGGCACGUACGGGGGAAAUAAUAAGGGCCUGUUCGGUGCGGCUAUGUGUACUCGUAAAAAAGUACAGCCCCAAUAUAAUGACUGUUUGGUGGGCAGAGUGGCUGUACUAAUAUUACAGCUGCUUUUUGCAAAGUAACUUACAGAUGAAAAAGGUCAGAUGUUUAGUGAAUUGAGUAGCUGUACUUUCAUCUUUUAUCUCUCUAUUUACUCUUUAUCUCUCUCUUUAUUAUAAAAAAAACCAACUUUCCUGUACAAAAUGCC
Molecule: messenger RNA, 6065 nt
Organism: Blastomyces dermatitidis ER-3
Lineage: Eukaryota; Fungi; Ascomycota; Eurotiomycetes; Onygenales; Ajellomycetaceae
Product: NTE family protein
Exons: 4
Coding region: 291-2618 (775 amino acids)
Biological process (GO): lipid metabolic process
Molecular function (GO): triacylglycerol lipase activity
Source: RefSeq, a predicted model, not a curated record